This is a messenger RNA of Aspergillus pseudotamarii, 1314 nucleotides long. Its product is annotated as transmembrane amino acid transporter protein-domain-containing protein. Bases 1 to 1314 code for a protein of 437 amino acids. Gene Ontology annotation, biological process: amino acid transmembrane transport. Lineage: Eukaryota; Fungi; Ascomycota; Eurotiomycetes; Eurotiales; Aspergillaceae. Gene Ontology annotation, cellular component: vacuolar membrane. The transcript is spliced from 3 exons. The record is from RefSeq and is a predicted model, not a curated record. Gene Ontology annotation, molecular function: amino acid transmembrane transporter activity.
AUGGACCAUAGAACAACGGAAUCGUCUGGGGCUGGCGCUGGCCAGAAUUCUCGGAAGGACGACGCCAUUAUCACUCAGGUUACCAAGGGUGUUAUGGCCAACAAGGUCUUCCUCGAGGAAGAGGGCCACUCGGAUGAGGAGAGACAGUGUGCCAUUAAAGGAGAUGCUCACUUCCAUCGCCUCGGUUGGAAACGGCUUACCGUCGUUUCCAUAGUUGAGGGCAUUGCUCUUGGGAGCCUGGGCUUACCGUAUGCAUUCGCCACUCUUGGUAUGGUUGCAGGGGUCAUCAUGACAAUCGGUAUUGGCUUUGUUGCAAUGUAUGCAAGCUACAACAUUGGCCAGGUGAAGCUCAAGUACCCAGAGAUCGCUCAUUAUGCGGAUGUCGGGAGGCUACUUCUGGGAAACCUCGGAUCAAAGCUAUUUAUAGCUAGUUUCGUUUGCCUGCUUAUAUUCGUCGUGGGAUCACACUGCUUGACCGGUGCCAUUGCCUUUAAGACCAUCACGCAAAGUGACGUAUGCUCGGUCGUCUUUAGCAUUACAUCUGCUGCAAUUUUGCUAAUACUUGCGAUUCCACCGGCAUUUGCAGAUAUCGCCAUACUAGGCUACAUUGACUUUGCCUCGAUUAUUCUAGCGAUAGGGGUUACUAUGAUUGCCACUGGGAUUCAAAAUGCAAACGGUUCUGGAGGGUUUGCAAUCGACCUUGCCGCAUGGUCUCCGUGGCCGAAGGAAGGCAUUACUUUCGCCGAGGCUAUCGUAUCCACCAACAGCAUUGUGUUUGCCUAUUCCUUCGGUGGUUGUUUACCAUCGUUCAUGGAAGAAAUGCACACCCCGGAGGACUAUGUCAAAACUCUCUGGUGGCUUGGAGGCAUUCAAAUCGUCAUUUACACUCUGACAGGCUCUCUUAUCUAUGCAUUUGUGGGGCCAGAGGUGCAGUCUCCUGCCCUACUGUCAGCGGGUCCUGUUAUCUCAAGAGUUGUAUUUGGUAUCGCGCUUCCAGUGAUCUUCAUCUCGGGCUCGAUCAACACCACCGUGGUCUGCCGGUAUAUCCACGGAAAGGUAUAUCGCAACUCCGUUGUCCGGUACAUCAACACCCCAAGAGGCUGGAUUACAUGGCUUGGGCUUGUGCUUUUCGUUACACUUCUUGCAGAGGGUGCAUGGUAUGAGAAGCGCAACUUGAAAACUGCUAUGUACAAUGGCGUGGUGUUCAUUGUUGGGAUGAUCGUCUUUGGAUGCGGCACGUACGCUAGUAUUGCUGAGCUGAUUCAUAAGUUUGAGUCAAAGUCCAUUAGCAAGCCUUUCACGUGUUCUGCCUGA